AUGGACGCGCAGGCUCCUCUGGGAGGAGCAUACCAAGUCCCCCUUUCCCGUCCGGUUCGGAAUUCAGCUCCAGCGACCGGACAACCUCAGCCGUUGACGCGCAAGCCGACUACGCUCGCACACCAUGCAGAUCAGCAACAAACAGCCUCUACCGAUCCGACAUGGCCUGUCAUGAAGUCUGCUUAUUAUCAGGCUCCCAGCGACCAACAGGAAUCACCCAUGUAUUCCCACCUCGCCCCUGGAAGCAUAAAUCUCCAGCUACCUUCUGAUUCGUAUAGAACGGCCGACCUCUCCACUUUAGCUCAAGUGUCUAGUGAACUAGGUUAUGUGCCCGAUCCGACGGGUCACGUUUCAGGCCCUUCUGCACCCGUCACCUCGUCAAAUGCACCCGGUCCCAAUCUUACACACGGAGAUAACGCGUCAGCUUCUACCAAGAAACGACGGCCGAAACCAAAGAUUCAGCUCGCCCCCAAUCAACCUCCAACAACUCAAGGGAAGCCCAGGGCACGCGUUUAUCUCGCCUGCCUUCAAUGCGCAAAACGCGCUGUGAUGGUGCAAAGCCAAUAUGUCACAACUGCAGCCGUCGUGAGAAUGGUGGAUUCGACUGUUCUUAUGAUGCCCAACCCAGGCGCAGGGGUCCAGACAAAAUGCCUGGCGCUCGGCAAAGGCAGCAGGAGGCCGAAGAAGGCCUCUCAGGAGCCUUCUGACACACAGCCUCAUAUUCACCCUGACGGACCGUCUAUCGAACUGCUGGCUGCACCCUCGGAGCCACCGACGGCAUCCCAGAGCUACUAUCCAACACAAUAUGGAUCAACACAGUCGAUUCCCUUGCAGUUACAUGACACGGAUGUAUUCAUCGAAGAUACGAUCACGCCACUAGGACCAGUAUAUCCUCAUGGCUUCAUCGUUCCGUUGGACGAAAAUGGGGACGAGGUCCAGGAUGAAGGUCACACCAUGACAAGCGAGCCAUCAGUCAACUUUACUCGCAAAAUUUGGUGGGAUUCGUUGUUGUCCUUAUACAUCAAUCCCUACUCCCCUCCUCCCCUUCUCACAAAUGCUCAGCGAGAAAUGGCCACGGCCGAAAUUACGGCCGACCUUCAAUCGCUCUUCCACAUCUCGAACUACUGGUUCUACUUCUUCCACCUGCCUACGUUUUUCGGGAAAUUCUGCCACCCCACUAAACGGGAGCAAAUGCAACCAAGCCUGUUACUGGCGCUCCUGGGUAUGUCAAUUUUCUUUAAAUCCUCCGAGGUCGAGAAUGGCCAUGAGGGAAGGCGUCGAGCCCUCAGACUUAUGGAUGAGGCUCAAAGCGCGAUGCACGCCAGUUAUAACUCGGGGUGGAUCGACGAAGAACUUGUGCAGGCCGCUUGGCUUCAAGCCACGUUUGAAGCAUGCGCGCACCCGUGCCAUUCGACCGUCAGAUCCAGCUCUGCUAUGGUUUAUCUGGACAGCCUUAUCCGGAGUCUGGCUUUAACGAAAGUCGAUGCUGGAGAUCCCGGAACUUCCUACUUUGAACCAGGCGCUGUUCCCCACGCCGUAGCUCAGACUCUCACAUACACCGAUGCACCAGUUCCUGCCUAUAAUACGAUGGACAAUCCUCUUUUCGUACCGUCCCAGCGCUCUGUUGUCCCUGUUAAUCCCUUUGUCAGGCACGCAGAGAUAGACCGGGUGGAAGGCUGUUCAUGCAACUCGUACACUCUAGCCACGAGAUGGCCGGCAUCCAUGGAACAUGUCCCGCUCUGGGCCUAUACGCCGGCUUGGGAUGAGUCGUGGGACGAGGGGCAGAUUAGACGGGAGUCUUGUCGCAGACUCUGCUGGAGUGCUAUGACCCUUGCAGCUGGGUUUAUAUCCUACAUGACGGCCCAUAAAGUUGCCCCUCUAGAUUUGUUCAUCGCGGAUCCUGCCAAUUAUGCUAUCCUGUUCAACGGGGAAUGCUACACUCGAUCCCCGACCUUUAUUGGAUCACCCUCACCGUCGCCAUCCCCUAAAGAUACGAUCUGGGCACUUCAUGAUCGGUUAUACCUCCUUUGGCACAGUUGCAUGCGUGCGCGAACCAUCACCACCACAUCAAAUGAGCAGAAAGCACAGUUUGCGAUAUCUGCGUGGAUGGAGGCCGAUUCCUUGGAGCAAGCGUUGAGUAGGCAUACUUGCAACCUGGAGAGGGCUUACAUAUACCAGGGAAGGGAGUAUCUAUUCAACAUACGCAUGUACGUUUCACAUGAAUUCUCGCGUCACAUUCCACUUGUGACUUCCGGCGUCACUGCCAGCUUUAAUAAAAAGAAAGCCGAGGAAUGGUUGAAGCAUCAGGCCGCUGUCGCGCAGCGCGUCAUGUAUGGGUUAUCCACCGUUACUGGACACUCGACCAACCUUCUGUACCGGAGACCUUUCUUUGUCUUCUGGUUUAUGGGCCAAAUACAAAGGCGCGUUCAUCUCGAUCAUGAUGUCCUCCGAAGACAUGUCUAA
Pleurotus ostreatus (oyster mushroom) is the source of this 2463-nucleotide messenger RNA. RefSeq lists its product as uncharacterized. The record is from RefSeq and is a predicted model, not a curated record. The transcript is spliced from 10 exons. NCBI's taxonomy places the organism in Eukaryota, Fungi, Basidiomycota, Agaricomycetes, Agaricales, Pleurotaceae. The coding region runs from base 1 to 2463 and encodes 820 amino acids.